CUUCGGUUAUGUUGUCAUGAACGAGUCGCGAAUAAUAUUAUAUUUUGAAUCCGCCAAACUGUUCGUAUAGUUUGUCGAUCGAAUCACAUGCGUAUGUGUAUGAAAUUUCGAUGUAACAUAAUACACUCAAUGGUAACACGUCGAAUUUUGAAACCAUGAAGAUUUGAAAAUUAAUUAAAUUAUUUUCAUAACGACUAAAAGAAGAUUUUAGUCUACAAAACCAUACUUAUAUUAUUAAUUUAUUAUUCUUAUAUUACGUUAGAAUGCAAAAAUUUAAAAUCAAAAUGUUUUUUUUUCUGUGAUGUGUUUGACUAUCUUCAAUGUCAAGUUUUUUAAACAAUCAAAAGUGAAUUAAUUAAUAUAGUUUUUUUCUAACAAAGUAUCACUAUGAAGAAAUUUCUUAAGUUUGGACUUCUCAUAUUUUAUGUUAUACCAUGUACAUUGACGUUGAUUCAAAACCCAACUAAAUUUCAAGGUCGCGACUAUUGGUACGAAGAGGCUAGAUCCGCGCUAAAAAAACGGUUGGCCAGCUACGAGGGUAAAAUGGGAAGAGCGAAAAAUGUGGUGUUUUUAGUCGGUGAUGGAAUGGGCGUGUCUACUUUGACCGCUUCAAGAAUAUUCAAGGGACAGAGACGGGGCAACCAAGGAGAAGAGGAGCAAUUGAUUUGGGAUUCGUUUCCCGCUGUGGCAAUGGCAAAGACCUACAAUUUAAACGCUCAAAUUGGCGAAUCGUCAGCAUGUGCUACUGCAUUAUUAUGUGGUGUAAAAGCCAAUUUCGAAACAGUUGGCUUAGACGGAAGUGGAAAAUUCGAAAAUUGUUAUUCCAGUUUUACGUCUAGAGUUGAUUCAUUGGCUUACUGGGCUCAACAGGAAGGUAAAUCAACUGGACUAGUAACCAAUACUCGAAUUACGCAUGCUACACCGUCGGCUUUAUACGCGCACUCACCUAGCCGAUAUUGGGAAGAUGAUGGAAAAGUGCCGAUUCCUGCAAGAAAAUCAUGUAAGGACAUAGCCCGCCAGCUGGUAGAGGAUGAUCCUGGUAGAUUUAUAAAUGUAUUACUAGGUGGUGGCAGAAGACACUGGUUGCCAAAAGUAGCACAAGAUCCAGAACAACCAACUGACGAAGGUAGACGAUUAGACGGCCGGAAUUUGAUAGACGAUUGGAUUAGAGAUAAAAAGAAACGAAACAUUAAAGCCGAAUAUGUGUGGAAUAAUAGUCAGCUAGACAAAAUCGACGCAAAAAAUGUUGAUUAUCUUUUAGGUUUGUUUGCGUAUUCGCACAUGGAGUUUGAGGUAGACCGAGACAAAGGACAAAAUGGUGACCCACCACUACAUGAGAUGGCCGUCAAAGCAUUAUCCAUACUCCAGAAGAACAACAAAGGAUUUUUUCUAUUUGUUGAAAGUGGACGCAUCGACCACGCACAUCAUUAUAAUAAUCCUUACAGGGCGUUAGAGGAAACGCUUGUCCUGGAAUCCACGCUGGAAGCCAUCAUGUCUAAAGUAGACUUGACAGAUACACUAAUCGUUGUUACAUCAGAUCAUUCGCAUGUAAUGACAAUGGGAGGCUUGGCAACCCCUCGUGGCAACGACAUAUUGGGCGUGGACACCAAGUCGUCGGACGUGGACGGGUUGCCGUACAGCACGCUGCUCUACGGUAACGGGCCAGGACACAGCGCCGAACACCGGUUGGUGCCCAUGAUGAACGCCUCGGACGCGGAGACACACAACAGGUUGCACGGGGCCGCGGUGCCCCGACAGUGGGCCACGCACGGCGGCGAAGACGUGCCCGUCUACGCGGCCGGGCCACCAGGCAUCACGCAAGCCCUGUUCUCCGGCACUUUCGACCAGUCGUUCCUGCCGCACGCCAUCGCGUACGUGGCGUGCUUGGCUGAACACGCCGAACGGUGUCGGCGGCAGGACGCCGAAGCCGUCAACCGAAGCAGCAGCGACGCCGCGUUCGUCGCCGGUAAGGCGGGCGUCCUCGGGGCCGGACCUUCGUCGCAGGGCUGCUCGGUGGACACAAACGCCGUGACCAGAACGGUAGCGACAGGUGGUGCCAAAAGCGGAGCGGCUAUAGUGCUGGCCAGUAGCGUGUUGUCCGACAAUGGAUCGUCCAAACAAACUAAUAACACGAAUCCGCUACUGAAUAUGGGCUACGCACUGAUCGCCGUAGCAGCCAUGCUCGUAAUAGCAGUGACAUAA
Molecule: messenger RNA, 2202 nt
Organism: Melanaphis sacchari
Lineage: Eukaryota; Metazoa; Arthropoda; Insecta; Hemiptera; Aphididae
Product: alkaline phosphatase-like
Exons: 10
Coding region: 388-2202 (604 amino acids)
Biological process (GO): dephosphorylation
Molecular function (GO): alkaline phosphatase activity
Source: RefSeq, a predicted model, not a curated record